CUUCUAACUUAAUCAUGUUUAGAUUUUCAUAUUGUAGAGAAUUAGUGAAGUUUUCACUUUAUUUACAUAGAAAAUAAGGCUGCACUCGUGAAGGUGUGUCUAUUACAAGGAGUUUAAUUCAUAUCGUAACUUAUAAAGAGCAACCAAUUAAUAUAGUUGUUUGUAUAGCUGAGGGCUGGACGAAUACAAACUCUAUUCCAAUGUUUACUAGGAAAAAACUUACUUCAUUUUCUUACUUUUGUGAAUUGAAUUUCGAAUCUUUGUUAUAUUAACAGAUGAUAACAUAUAGUGUCGAGUGACAAUUUAUAAGGAUGCGAAAAAGUUAACAUAUGAUUAUAAUAUUUCAUAAACAGCUGCCUGGAUUAACUAUUUUACAAGAUCAUCAGAACUAAAGAUGAAGACACUUGUUAUAAAUUUAGUAUUUACCCUGUUCUCAUUCUGUACAGCCUAUGGUCCACCUACUUUAGCACAUCCGUAUAAAAGACGCCAAGUUGUGGAUGUAAAUACUACAAAAAAACUAUUGUGUCCCGUGGAAGCUAAUCCUCCAGCGUUGAAUCAGUGGUAUAAAGACGGAGAUGACGUCAACGGAAUAUGGGAUAAAUUCAAGAUUUUAUCUGAUGGAUCUUUACGUAUAACGGACAUUACAAUGGAGGAUGCUGGGAACUAUUUGUGUAAAGCUGUGAAUGGUUUCGGCAGCUACUCUGUGAAUUACACAUUAAUUGUAAAAGAUGAAUCUACAGGCAUGGUUAAACAAGACAAUAAUCUGUAUCCCAAGUCAGAUAGCGAAGACUUAUCCAAAGAUGGAGCUUCUCCACAUUUUGUUCACAAAGACAAGAUGAAAAGACAACAUUUCGCUAGACCAGUUUCCAGUUCUGUGAGAUUCAAGUGUAAAGCGACAGGAAACCCAAUUCCACAUAUAGCUUGGUUAAAAGACAAUGAAGUUAUCAAUAAUCAUGGGAAGAAACCCAUGUGGACAUUAAAAUUACUGGAACUGACCAAAGCUCAUUCUGGGAAGUAUACAUGUCUAGUGAACAACCGACUUGGGUCCAUUAAUUAUACAUACACAUUGGACGUUAUAGAACAAUACCAGGAAAAACCAGAAUUAAUUGGUCCUCAUCCAUUAAACACAACAGUAGAUUAUGGCCAGCAGGCAUCUUUACAAUGUAAAGUCAAAAGUUUAAUAGAGCCACACAUUCAGUGGUUGAAACUCCUUGAGAAUGCAAAAGUAGAGAAUAACCAGUCAACUAUCAAAGUAGGAAAAGAAUUAUUUGUUGUUUUAAAAACUGGUGAUGUUUAUUCCAUUCCUAACGGGACAUUCCUCAAUAAACUAGUGAUAAAUCGGGCCACAGAGGAACACAAUGGAAUGUACAUUUGUUUAGGAGCUAACAUUAGAGGAUACACCUUUAAAAAGGCCUAUUUAAAUGUUAGACCAAAUCCAGCAUUAUCAGAAAUGACCUCUGAUACCUCAAGUUCAUCGCUACCUCUUACGAUAGGUGUGCCUACAUGUUUCGCAUUAAUUGCUGUGACAAUUGCUAUAACUCUCCUACAUAGAAGGAAAAAAACUAAUAAUUCAUCAAACAUUAAUAAAGGACCACGAUUCAAUGCAGUUCCUACAACGGAGACUGAAUCGUUUCCUUCAAUGCACUCUAACCAUCCUACGAACUUACAUGUGAACCCAAUGCACGGGGUACCACAUCCGAACUUAUAUCCUGGUCUGCCUAACAGCCAGUACACUGGUAUAUCUAAUAACCAAAUGUUCCCAUCGAGUAUGGGCUCAUCUAAAAAUCAUAGUAUUGACUUCUAUACAGACAUUUCAUCAGUAUCUCAGAAGCAGCAUCACCAUCAUCAUCAUAACACACCACAGUUCUCAUCGUCGCAGUAUUCGUCAUAGCCAAAGAGAGACAAAUUUAAUUACAGAAUACCUCAGACUUUAUUAAUAGCCAGUUAAUCGAGAAAAGAUCAAGAAAUUUUAUUCUGUAUUUUACAUGUUAGUGAAUGUUCUGUUAUGAUAUUGAACUGUUUUUAGUUUGUUAAUGAAUGGGAAGGGAGGGAACUGUGUUUGACUUUUUACUUUUUCAAAAUUUUUGGUAUUAUAUUUAUCAGUGGUCAAUUGUCUUGUCAAAAUUAAUUAAAAAAACUGUAAGUUCCAAAACUCUGUUAGUAUUUUAUGUCAAGUACAUUGAUGUUUGUGAUUAAAUCUUCUAUUUUUUGGUUCAGAUGCAAAAAUGGGAUUUAGUACAGAGUAAAAUUUCUGGAGAAAACCAGUUGAUUUAUAGAAAUAGUGACUAAAUAUUUUUGUCAUUUACUGCAAUACAAUUUUUUGUUAUGUAAAUACCUUUUUAUAAAAGAAUUUAUACUUAUUUGUAGCAAGAAGUGCUUUUUGUUGAUUCUGUUAGUUGUGUAUAUAGUUUAUGUGAUUUAAUAUAUAAUUUAAUUUCAUUCCUAAAGAUUUUCUUUCACCAAAGAGGAAUUCUUCUUAUUAUUUUAUUAAUAUAAUUUCUGUAUAGAAGAAUUUCAGAUACUUAAAAAAAAAAUAUUUGAAAUUCAGCUGAUUCAAAGGAAUCUCUUUUUUGUCCUUUAAUUUUCAGAAACAGCAGUUGUUUCAUUUAAAAUUAAAAAAAUCAAUGUUAUAUGAUAAUUUUUGUUUUCUCUUUUGUUAAAGAUAUUUUUUUAUUUCUGAAAUAUUGUGUGUAAGUGUUCAGUAAUUAGUAUUAAAAUUUGAAUUGAAAGCUCUUUGAAAAAAAGCAGGUUGGACAAUUUUCUGCCAUGUUAAUACAUUUGAAUUCAAUAAGAGAAUCUAUGUGCAUAUAUGAUCAGUGGGUUAGUGGGGUUAUAUACAGUUAGACCAAAUGUUAUUACAAUUUUAUUACAAAGAUGAUUUGAAAUCAGUUGUAAACUUUGAUUUAAAGACUUAAAACAUGGUGAUCACUUUUUACUCUUUUUUUUCUACUUUUAUAUUAGUACGAAGACCACCAUUCAUGAAACAAAAUGUAUUUUGUGAUAUUUAUUUUAUGCCAAAACGCGGAGAUAUGUUUUGUAUAUGUUGUAUUUGUAAAUAGUUUGUACAGUAGAGGUGUAUCUUUGGUGCUGUAUUUUAGGCAGUGAAGCCAAAAUAUGUAUAGAACCUAGUCAACAUAGCUAAUAUACAGUAUUUGAGACAUAUCAACCAAAGUCUUUAUCACAAGAAAUGCUUUAUAAUUUUUUUCUUUAUAAGAAUUUUUCCUUGAUGAGUAGGUUGCUUGAAUUUUCCAGUACCAAUUUAACUGUUUAAGAACAGAUAACUAUUUUCUUACGUCUAUGCAGACUUUUUGUGAAUAAUUUAAAUAGUUUUUUUUGUUGAAAAAGUGAAGCUUUGUUUCACAAAUAGUUAAGAUAGGUAGCCAUAUUCUACAAAUUUACUACAUUAUCAAACCUUGUUAAAUCAGAAACUUGUCUGAAAAAAAAGUGCUUAAACCAGAAUCCAAACUUAACCUUUCAAGAAAAUUAUAUGAAUAUAUGAAGGAAUAAAAUCUAAUGCAAUCAAAGUUUUCUGUCCUAGAAUAGCCUCUGAAUUUGAAAUAAUGCUAUUAGUUUAAUUGAAUCUUGAACAAACAAAAAUCUUUUUCUUGGAUUUAUUUAAACUCACACCAAAUAUUUUCUCUAGUUAAAUAUUCUGAUAUUGAUACUGGAGAAAGCAAGCACCUACUCCAUCAAAUGUGUGCCAGUGGGCAUUUCUUUGGAUUUGUAAAUUUUCAUGAACAUUUGUAUAUAGAGAGACAUUUUCCAUGCUUUUUUGUUGAACAGAUAGUUAAAACGAAGUUGCAAUAGAUAAUACUGCGUCAUGUGAUUAUUUAUUUUAGUUUCAUAUUUUGAUACGGUAGAAUGAUUUGUGAGAGAAUGAGAAAGAUGACUGUAAAAAGAAUGUAUGAAUCUUGGAUAUUGACUGUGAUGGGUGAUAGUUGAAGAAAAAUGGAAGCUGGGUGAUUGAAAGUUGUUGAGAAGAAUGUCUGUGACCAGUGAUUUAAAAGAGGUUGUAUUAAAGUAUUCCUUUCAUUGCUGAUAGAUAUAUUUUUUUCAUAAAGGAAGUCAAUGCCUUUGACAUCCCUGACAUUUUAAGGAGUUAUAGCCUAUCUUUGUAGGUUUUAAACGAUUUUUGGCAAUUUUUCACAGAAUUUAGAACAAAAUUUUUAUUCAAAAUUUGAUUUGACCUCUCAAGUUCAUGAUACUCACCUUUUGAUUUGCCUUGAACAUUGAAUAUUGUCAAAUAAAAGAACAAAGAAUUUAUCAGAUAAAAAUUCUCAUUGAAAUCUAACACAAAAAAAAACUCACUUUAACAUAAAUAGAGCUCAACUCAUUUAAAGAGGGAUUUUUUCUCAUAGUUUUUUAUCGAAAAGCAAACAAAUCUACUAUCACAGAAAAGUUUAACGUUUGUAAUUUAUUUUAAAUAUCCUUAAUUUCUAUUAUGAAUUAAUAUUGAAAUAUUUAGACUUAUUGUUCCUUUAUAUUGAAAGUGAUAUAUCACUGCAUUGAUAAUACUUAUGAAUAAUUGUUUUGAAAGAAUAAGAGAAUAUGUUUAUGAAUGAUUGUGUGAUACCUGAAAGAUUUUCUAUGACUGUGUGAUACCUGCAUGAGUUCUGAAUGAUCUUCUAUAUUGUUGCUGUCUACUCUUUUGUUUUUGAUAAAAGUCAACCAAAGAAAGUUGACAUAUUUGUUAUGCCUUCAAAAUAAAUAGUAAAACAAAA
This is a messenger RNA of Mytilus trossulus (common blue mussel), 4721 nucleotides long. RefSeq names its product fibroblast growth factor receptor-like 1. NCBI's taxonomy places the organism in Eukaryota, Metazoa, Mollusca, Bivalvia, Mytilida, Mytilidae. The coding region runs from base 395 to 1891 and encodes 498 amino acids. Gene Ontology annotation, cellular component: plasma membrane. Gene Ontology annotation, molecular function: fibroblast growth factor binding; fibroblast growth factor receptor activity. The transcript has 8 exons. The record is from RefSeq and is a predicted model, not a curated record.